ACGGACGGAUUCGCGUUCAAGUCGCUACGGAAAAGCUUUUAUACCUGUAGUCGUUUCACUGACUACGCCUCUAGCACUAGCUACGGGGAAAGGAAAAACUGUGUUACAUGGAGUGGUAAAGAAUGUCGUGUUUAUGUGAUGCUAUUUUUAUCCCGGAUUAAAGUGCAAGUGCUGUGUUUUUUUUAAGUGAUGAUAUGACUUGGAGUUUUGGAAUUGAACAUAUCAAACGCCAUCAUGCUGCCUACAAAUGUGAUGUCGUUUAUGAAAAAGAUGGUGGCGGCAGACGAAACAUCAAAUGGUGUUCCGGGGCAAAUAGACAGUCCUACGACAUUUGGGAAGCUACGGCAAACACUGUCUUCCUCACUUCUGACAGCGCAAGAUAAAGUAACAAAACUGGGACCACGACCCGUGGUGACAGAGGCGAGCGUUGAACCUGCGCCGACCCCUCCGCCGGCCCAGCCUCCGCCUUUAUCGCAAACUGCGAAGACUGAACGUGAAGCGGGUAAAGCACCAUCCCGGGCAGGAGCCUGUAGAGUGUGCCUGAAAGCUCUUAAGCCGGGUGAGGUGUUUCACAUUUGUAAUGGGUGUCAGCACAGAGUCUGUGAGGAUUGCUCCUCGUACUCGAAGCCAGCCAGCGAAGAGGAGUCGAGUUCAUGGCGAUGUUCAGUAUGUCGGCGAAAAGCCGCGCCGCGUUUACCACCAGCGGCACAAGACAGUACGGAUUCCUUACUGGAUGUGCCAGUGCUAGAGGCGUUACAACGAAGACAUUCAGAAGCUCGCCUGGGCAGUGGAGGCAGCAGUACUGGCCUGGCUCCACCACGAUCACCAGAACUGCGGCGACAUUCAGAUGUAUCACCCGCUUCCCUUAAAGAAUUGGAAAAGUUGAAGGGAGGCGGCAGCACCACGCCCAUGGUGGAGUCCCGGCGUCCAAGCACAGUGACUCCAACUCGUCGCCGGUCGAUUCGAGCACCCCGUCAGCACUCCUGCGAUGAAGACCAACAACCUCCGCAUCAGCCAGCCUUGGCUGCUCCACCUCCAAUGUCACGAAGGGCGUCAGCAGUAGAUGUAGUUGGAGCAGGGUCACGUCGCGGUUCAUACCGCACUGAUGUUGAGCCAAGCGACACGCCGCAGAUCUCAGGACUCAGUGUGGACGAAGAAAGGCCGAUUAGACGACGAGGCAGUCAGUUACCCGACAUAGCCGCCUUACAACAGCGUACCGGAGCCCUAAGUGCAAUGGCAGCAUUGGCGUCACGAACAUCUGAUUCUGCCGAGUCCCUGGUGACGUCAUCUGCGGCUGCCGCCGCUGCUGCCGCGGCUGCUGCUGCGAGACAAAUGUCCGUCGACGCUGAAGCCAUUAAAAUAGUGAUACAUGAUGUUGAUGAUCGUACUCCACGGAGAGUAACAUUGCGACGUGACCCCAACGAUAAAGGACAUAGAUCGCGUGGUUUUGGUAUGCGCGUGGUAGGAGGCAAGCCAGAUGUAAGCGGUCGGCGCGAAGCCGUCAUUGUGUGGACGGUGCCUGGGGGACCAGCUGAUCUGGCGGGACUACAGCAGGGAGAUAAGGUUCUAGAAUGGUGCGGGGUCUCCCUAACAGAGCGUAGUUUUGAGGAAGUAUGCGCUGUAUUAGAGCGAGGGGGGGACUCGGUAGAAUUGUUGGUGGAACCUGCUCAUCAGAUUGAGGAACCGCCUACACCAGCAGCCUUGCCUCCACAUCAUCACGCGCUUUAUGAGCCCGAAACGGACAAAUCGCCGUCGUCGCCGACCCGACGGAAAUUGCCGAAAACCCCGGAACAGGAGAGAGCCGAGCGGGCAAGAGAGCGGCCACCUGCGCGUGCUCAACUCCAAGUCUGGUUCGAGUGUGACUUACGCAAGCUCAUCAUACUCUUAAUCGCGGCUGAUGAUCUGCCUCCACGUGACCACACCUUAGGCUAUGGAGAUGAACCGGAAGCGUUCGCCAGGAUACGGCUUUUGCCGUCGCUGGAGAGUUGUCCACCAGUAGAGACAGACCCAGCAUCCGCAUCUUGCAGUCCCGUGUGGAACGCUACACUUGGAUUCGGUGGGCUCACAGCAGACUUACUGGCAGGACGAGCACUGGAACUCACUUUGUGGGACGCGUGUCCGGGAAUAGAUCCUGUCCUUAUUGCCGAAUGUACCAUGGACCUAGAAAAAGCGUUUGCUGAAGAACGUGCCGUAUGGUGGACACUGGAGGAACGCGGGUCUCGUUCUGCCAAUGCAUCUCCAAGGUCUUCCCUUUCGGGAGCAAGGGCUUUGCGUCGCGGGGACUUCGCUUCACAACGCUCUGUGUCAGAUGAUGUAGAUUCUAUUGGCGAAUGUGCGUCACUGCUGCACCCAGAUCACGCGUGGGUGGCGGGAUCUCGUCGUGGCUCCUCUCAAUCUGAAACUCUAGAGGUGGAAGUGUACCAACUGGGAAAAGACUUCUCUCGAUCCUUGCCUGGUUCCCGUCGAUCCUCCUUCCAACAACAAGAUAAAGAUGGCGUGAGUGAUGGUAGCCCAGUGUGCAUCUCUCGUCGUGAGCGGCGUCGGUCGUCGUGUGUGCGACGCGACCCCGACGACAUUCUGCGCUCCCUUCGCGCCGUCAAGGGUGAGCUCGGGCGAACGCUUUCGCUGUCUGGCUCCACUGCACGACGCACGGCCACGGGUCGCAAAGGCAGCAUGUGGGCGGCGGUGCCGGCGGCGGCAGCAUCGGCAGCCUGCGAGGUGCCCGAUGAAGAUGACGUGCCGCUGGGCCCUGGGCAGAUGCCACCACGAAACGCCCACUUACCGCCAUUGCACGCCGAGAUCAACAUCAGCAUCAUCAUGAUCAAGGGACAACUGGAGCUUGAGGUAUCGCACGCACGUCGCGUGUACGGUGUAAACGGUGAGGUUCCAGAUUCGUACGUCAAAUGUUACCUCCGAGAUGGAGACAAAUGGCUGCAUAAACGCAAGACACGAGUCAUCCGUCGAACAACUGAGCCACACUUCAAGCAAACACUCAAAUAUCAGGCAAACGAAUCGCUUGGUCGUAUUCUGGUAGUAAUGUUGUGGCAACGUUGCGGAGGUUUCGAGCACAAUCUGGCUCUGGGGGGAGCUGAGAUUUGUCUUGAUAAGUUAACUCUGCCCCAACGCACGUACGGCUGGUACCCUCUGUUCCCGGCCACCUCGCUCGCGGCCGACGAGUUUCCCGACUGAUCCAGAGAGCCGUCGCCGGAACGUAAGGACGACUAGUUCUAAGUCCCGACAGCGACGGCUAAGCUUCAGAUCAGUCUCACGAUUUGUCUGACGACUUACCCGAUUAGUCCCUAGUAAUGAUGUGCUGAUGCUGUACCGAGUAGCUAUUGAGUCCGCGAUAUGUCCUUAACAAUUCCUUCACAACUUGUAUUUCUCUGUCCCCGAUGCGAUCCUACUGAUCAUAAUUGAAGGAGCUUAAAGUUUUGCUUUAGUGCAAGGUUUAAUAUUGUCUUGAUCGAUGCAAAAAAUCGAAAAACGUAUCUCUUUAAGAACGAAUUCGAUGUUUGCCUUGAUAUAUAUUUAGGUACGAUUUGUAGAAGUUUUAUAUGUUGUAUAGUAGCUUCUAAUAUGUGAUUCUAUAUUUAAUAUUCUCGUGUUUACAAUAUUUAUUCAUGAACAAGUCUUUCAGCUGGUAAUUGUUAUAUCUGUUUAUGUUAUAUUUCUCUUAAUGUGUAGCAUUUAAUAAUUUUAUGUGAUAACCCCAACUUCGACACUUUGCCUUAUACUAUUAAUAAUAUAUAUCUUAAGUGAAACCUAGUUAGUAAGAACAUCUAGGUACUAUUCUUCCAAGGUUGUGCUUUAGUGAAUUUUCCCUACUAAUCUAACAUUCUUAGAUAUCAUCGUGUCAAAAUAAACUGUAAAUAUUACUUAUUUUCCAAAAUUUUCUACGCACAACUACUUUCGUGAUAACACAAAAUCGGCCUUUUAUACUAUCUAGGGAAAUACAAUCAUUUCAUAGGAUUUACUCAUCUUCGUCAUGUCAAGUACCGACUCGAUAUGGUAUACCAUUAGACGUGACUCUUCACUUAGAAUAUGUGUUAAAAAGUAAGUUUAUUAAAGUAAGAAAACGUAGUUCAAAUGUACUUGGCUCAUUACCCCAAAUCGCGCAUAUGCGCCAGGCCUAGUUUUAUUUAUUGUAGCGAUUGAUAAUAAAAUAUUUUAAAUCGAUGUUAGUCAAAUCAAAUCUUUGUGUAUUAAUAAUGAUAAUGUACGUUUUAUAUAAAUAUAUGAAAUGCCCACUCCGUGUUCUUCCAAACAAUGCUUAGAGACUAGCUUGACAAUAUUUUCUGUGCCCUACUAGAUACCUACUUUAACUAUUCGCUACUUUAUGUCGAACCCUGACCUUAUACUUAUUCAACAAUAAUAUAACGACUUAGAUGUAAUUUCUUAUAAACUUGCCUUCGUAGAGAAAUUAUUAAAUCUCUAACAAGUAAGCUCACAUACACGUAAAGGAUUCAAUAUUUUGUUUGCUAUAUAUUUUAUGAACUUAUUAUAGGUGCAAAUAAAUGUAUGUAUAUUGUCUAUCAAGUAUCAUAUCCAAACUACGAAAGAAAAUGUAUGUAUAGAUGAAAAUUGUGAAAAUAGCAAUAUAGCAAACUUUAACCACUCAUCAGAACAAUAAUAUCUACAUAUCUUGGUAAAAAUCCAUCAUUUUUUUGAGAAUUAUAUUACAAAGAAUUAUAUUACAAUUGAAUAUAGAUUUUAUAACGACAACCGAAAGAGAGAGAUAUUUUAAGAUACAACAUUAAUGAGAUUUUACCCCAAUAAUAUUAUGUAUUUCUUUAAUUUAUUAAAUGCUGUUGUAAAAUAUAUUUAUCAUUAUAUUAUUAAAUUUAAAAAAAACCUAUAUAGAUGUUAAAUCGAUCAAAUUCUAAUGAACGUUAGAAUCGGUCAAAUCAUUUACGCUUACUAUUUUAAUAUUUUAGUGUAACGAAUAAUCUAUAUAAGAUAAUGUAAUAAAUAUUUAGUAAUAGUGCCUCCUAUAAAAUUCAUUGCCACUUUCCCCAAAGAAUCCUGACUACAUAUCUAUAGUAAACCGAUUGUGUACCUGUGACAUAUUGAUGUGAUACAAAUAUCAUAUUUUCGAAUCAGAGCUCUUCAUAUAGUCUAAUAUUUACAAAUAAAUUUUCUUACCUAUCUUUUCUUUAAAGUAAUUUGAUGUGAGGUUUUCGUUGUGAAUACUCUAUCGAACUUACCUAUAUGACAUUUAAAAUCAGCAGCAAGAUGUGAAUAUUCUAUAUGUAUUCUGUAUUCUGCCUUCUUAGUAUUUUGAAUGGCUAUAAUACAAUAUUUCAUUAGUUACACUGAUAACUUUUAUUAAUAUUG
Molecule: messenger RNA, 5334 nt
Organism: Pieris rapae (cabbage white)
Lineage: Eukaryota; Metazoa; Arthropoda; Insecta; Lepidoptera; Pieridae
Gene: Fife
Product: regulating synaptic membrane exocytosis protein 2
Exons: 20
Coding region: 235-3189 (984 amino acids)
Biological process (GO): calcium ion-regulated exocytosis of neurotransmitter; regulation of membrane potential; regulation of synaptic plasticity
Cellular component (GO): cytoskeleton of presynaptic active zone; presynaptic membrane
Molecular function (GO): transmembrane transporter binding; small GTPase binding
Source: RefSeq, a predicted model, not a curated record